ACCAACUAAAGAAAAAUAAAAAAAUGUCACGCUCCGGCAAUUAAGGUAUUUAUCAUCCUUAAAAGAGGUAGCAAAUAUAUAGAACCGACAGAGCCGUAGACAUUAGAAAGAGAGAGAGAGAGAGAUAAAGAGAGAUCUGAUCCUUUGAAGAAACAACAAAAAAAAAAAGAAGAAGAAUGGCAUCGGCGGAUGAAAAGGUGGUGGAAGAAAAGGCGUCCGUGAUUUCAAGCUUGUUGGACAAAGCCAAAGGUUUCUUUGCGGAGAAGCUGGCGAAUAUCCCGACGCCGGAAGCCACCGUGGACGACGUUGAUUUCAAAGGCGUUACACGUGAAGGAGUUGAUUAUCACGCCAAGGUCUCCGUCAAGAAUCCUUACUCUCAAUCCAUCCCUAUUUGCCAGAUCUCUUACAUCCUCAAGAGUGCCACAAGGACGAUCGCGUCAGGCACAAUACCGGACCCGGGCUCGUUGGUUGGGAGCGGCACGACGGUUCUGGACGUACCCGUUAAGGUGGCUUAUAGCAUAGCGGUUAGUCUGAUGAAGGACAUGUGUAUGGACUGGGACAUUGACUAUCAACUCGACAUUGGGCUGACCUUCGACAUUCCUGUUGUUGGUGACAUCACCAUUCCUGUCUCUACUCAGGGAGAGAUCAAGCUCCCCUCCCUUCGCGACUUCUUUUAAUUUUAUUUCAACUAUAGUUUAAUCAUAAUCUAAUUUUCAAUAACGUACGAUCUAUAAACAUAAACGAUCGGAGAUAACAUUUCUGGAAUCCUUCUUUUCAUGGUUGAUUUUGUUAUUGGAUUGUUAAGGAAUAAGGAUUUUAUUGGUUUUUUAUGUAUGUUGUGGAUUAUAACUUUGGUUAGCUGCUUCGUAUAAAACUAUGUUUCUUA
Arabidopsis lyrata subsp. lyrata is the source of this 886-nucleotide messenger RNA. Its product is annotated as desiccation-related protein At2g46140. Gene Ontology annotation, cellular component: cytosol. NCBI's taxonomy places the organism in Eukaryota, Viridiplantae, Streptophyta, Magnoliopsida, Brassicales, Brassicaceae. Gene Ontology annotation, biological process: response to desiccation. The transcript has 2 exons. Bases 177 to 677 code for a protein of 166 amino acids. The record is from RefSeq and is a predicted model, not a curated record.